This is a messenger RNA of Notolabrus celidotus (New Zealand spotty), 2647 nucleotides long. RefSeq names its product protein Wnt-2b-A. Gene Ontology annotation, molecular function: cytokine activity; frizzled binding. The record is from RefSeq and is a predicted model, not a curated record. Gene Ontology annotation, cellular component: extracellular region. NCBI's taxonomy places the organism in Eukaryota, Metazoa, Chordata, Actinopteri, Labriformes, Labridae. The coding region runs from base 452 to 1627 and encodes 391 amino acids. The transcript has 5 exons. Gene Ontology annotation, biological process: multicellular organism development; cell fate commitment; neuron differentiation.
GUCCACGGCGCACUGAUAAAGGAGAGGUCCGGUGCGAGCAUCCGACCCAGCACAGAGUCAAAACUGCAGCGCAUCUGCCAACCUUUUACUCCAGCUGUGAUACGGAUUUCUGCCUCUGAAUUGAGCAAAAAAAAACAAAACAAGGAUAAGUGUCUGGGGAAGCGACUGAAUAGGCGAAAAAAGAAGCCGACACUUGUUGCUCGUGUUGUCAGGUAAAGCUUCUGUUUGCAGUCAGGACAGCUCAGCGCAGAAUUUGGUGCGCACAUGGAACAGAAAAGGCGCUCCUCCUCACACUCCUGACAGUUGCGCUUACUAUGAAGCCACACUGGAUAACAAGGCCUACCUACCUGCUGCUGACCCACGCCACAUCAAACCUUAUCUGCUAAAGUAGGGAAUUUCACUUGAAACCUGAGAUUUUUUGGGAGUGAAAACUUAAUAAAAGCGCAGAGCCAUGCUGGGUCUAAACAGGAUUCUGAGCCCACGGCCAGCCCGGAUUCGGAGCUGUGGUUCGCCGGGAGCAAGACCGUCAUCCCGGUCUUCUUCAUGCCAGAACCCCGGUGCCAGCUCGAGGAUUUACUGUGUGUGUGUGCUGCUGCUGCUGCUGGUGACGCCCCGGGUGGACUCCUCAUGGUGGUACAUUGGUGCACUUGGGGCCCGUGUGAUCUGCGAUAACAUCCCUGGCUUGGUUAAUAAACAACGGCAACUCUGCCAGCGCCACCCUGACAUCAUGCAGGCCAUUGGCGAGGGCACUAAGGAGUGGAUCCGAGAGUGCCAGCACCAGUUCAGGCACCAUCGCUGGAACUGCAGCACGCUUGACCGUGACCACACUGUGUUUGGGCGUGUCUUGUUGCGGAGCAGUCGUGAAGCAGCAUUUGUCUACGCCAUCUCUUCAGCUGGUGUAGUGUAUGCGCUCACCCGUGCUUGCAGCCAGGGAGAGCUGAAGACAUGUAACUGUGACCCGCAGAAGCGUGGACGAGCGAGUGACGAGAGAGGAGAGUUCGACUGGGGUGGCUGUAGUGAUAAUAUAAACUAUGGGAUAAAGUUUGCCAAAGCCUUCAUAGAUGCCAAAGAGAGGACAGUCAGAGAUGCACGUGCGCUGAUGAACCUACACAACAACCGCUGUGGCAGAACAGCAGUGAAGCGGUUCAUGAAGCUGGAGUGUAAAUGUCAUGGGGUCAGCGGCUCUUGUACGCUUCGGACGUGUUGGAUGGCCAUGUCAGACUUCAGGAAGACUGGCGACUACCUGAGGAGGAAAUACAAUGGCGCCAUCGAGGUGACGAUGAAUCAGGAUGGGACAGGCUUCGCAGUAGCAAACAAAGCCUUCAGGAAGGCCACCAAGAAUGACCUGGUCUACUUUGAGAACUCCCCGGAUUACUGCCUACAAGACAAAUCAGCAGGCUCCCUGGGCACUGCAGGACGGGUCUGUAAUAAGACAUCACGUGGAACAGAUGGCUGUGAGGUCAUGUGCUGUGGGCGGGGCUACGACACCACCAGAGUCAAGCAGAUCACCAAGUGCGAGUGCAAGUUCAAGUGGUGCUGCGCAGUGGAGUGUAAGGACUGUGAGGAAGCUGUGGACAUACACACAUGUAAAGCCCCCAAACGAGCAGAAUGGUUGGACCAGACAUGAGGACAUGACCCACUCCACCCUAUGUGAUUCAGCCCCACCCCUUACCCCUUUACAGGACAUACUGUGGAACACGGCAUUCUGGGAAAAAAAGUUUGUCCGAAAGUGCUCUGCAUCUUCGCCCGCCCCUGCCCCCACCUCGGUUCAUCAUUGCAUGGCUUCUCUACCUGUUUCUGUGAAAGCACUACAACUUGGUACCCAUCAAUAUGAAGUAAUACCAUUAGCCUCUUUUUGUGAAUGACCCUCUAACUGUACCACUGGGAUCAGACGAAGAAAGGUGAACACUUGGAGGGAGUGGAUCGGGUCUGAAUGAGAGUCUCGAUCUAGAAGGCCCCUUUUUUAGCAAAUGGUACUGGGUCACAAAUAGUUUGCUGCUUUCAUGAUGCUAUAAAGACACAUUUUUACAUGAACUGAGCCUCUAAACGUAUCCAGUAUUAUAACAUCUUCAUCAUAUAGUCACAUAUUGUUUUUUUCCUUUUUUCGGGGGAGACACUUUCAUUUACCAAAAAGGAAAUCUUGGUUGGACUAGCUUAACAAGUGCACUUUGAGAAGUGGACACCUAUGUGUAAAGUUUCGCUCUAUGUGGCCAAACGAGUCCAGAAAGAGAACUGUGAAAGGACAAGGAGAUGAUGGACAUUAGAUGAAUUAAUGAAUGGUCAACGGAACUUUGAAUGCAACUGUAAAAAGUAGAAAAAGUUGUUUAAGUGAUUUAUUUAAAUUGCUAAGUGUUGUUUAACUUCUCAUCUGCGGAUGAGACUGCACUACAUUGGCUGAUAUGAAGAGAGAGAAGAGCAAUCCCACUAUUAUAUUCAACAGUGUACUCAAGCUUUCGGUGUGUAAGAAUACAAACUGCUGCUGAAAAAGAAGAAGAAAGGAACGAAGGCCUGGACGGUCAUUCAGUCACACAUAACCACAAUAUCAGACAGAUUUUACUUCUCUGCUCUCCAGCUUGCUUGUAUAACAUUGUGUAUAUUGCCUUAUCUAAACAGAUGUUCAUAUGAAAUAUAUGGUGCAUUAGUAUGA